CAGAGAGACAAAUCUCCCUGAAUGCAAGCGCAUGUCAAUCAUUAGCUCUCAUGUGAUAGCUCUCGCGCAUGACGUGCCAACCAUAUGGCACUGGCAGCAGAGCUGGUACCCCCUUUGCUGGGUAGAGAUGCCACUCUCGCCUCCUUUUGGAUAGAGGACUGCAGGAGGCUGGAGCACCUCAAGGAGCCGCGUCCCGGUCCCAGAAGAUGCUGGGAACAAUGAAAUAAGAAUUCCUGCGGUCCGCCCGAAGCCACGAUGCUGACGCGACUUUUCAGCGAGCCCAGCCUGGUCCCCGAGGUCCCGAAAUUCGGCGGCUGGGCCGAGGAGUGCGAGGACGAUGCCCGCAGCGAGAAGGAGGAGCGGGCGGGGAAGGGCUGCGUCCUCCCCGAGGAGCCGCCCGAGGGGGAGAGCAAGGAGGAAGGGGAGCUAGGCGGGGACGAGGAGGAGGAGGAGGAGGAGGAGGAAGGUUUGGAGGAGGCGGAGGGCGAGCGGCCCAAGAAGCGCGGCCCCAAGAAGCGCAAGAUGACCAAGGCGCGUCUGGAACGCUCCAAGCUGCGGCGGCAGAAGGCGAACGCUCGGGAGAGGAACCGAAUGCACGACCUGAACGCGGCCCUGGACAACCUGCGGAAGGUUGUGCCCUGCUACUCCAAAACCCAAAAGCUCUCCAAAAUCGAGACCCUCCGCUUAGCCAAGAACUACAUCUGGGCUCUGUCUGAGAUCCUUCGCUCGGGCAAGCGGCCCGACCUGGUCUCCUACGUGCAGACUCUGUGCAAGGGGCUCUCGCAACCCACCACCAACCUGGUGGCCGGGUGCCUGCAGCUCAAUUCCCGCAACUUCCUAACGGAGCAGGGCCCCGAGGGCGGCCGGUUCCACGGCCCCAGCGCCUCCUUCGCCGUGCACCCUUACCCUUACCCCUGCUCGCGGCUGGCCGCGGCGCAGUGCCCGCCCGCCGCCGGUCCCGGUGCCCACGGGCUGCGGACACACGGCUACUGCGCCUCCGCCUAUGAGAGCCUCUACGGGAACGCGUCCCCCGACUACAACAGCUCGGAGUACGACGGCGGGCUCAGCCCCCCGCUCUGCAUCAACGGCAACUUCUCCCUCAAGCAGGACUCUUCCUCCCCCGACCACGAGAAAAGCUACCACUACUCUAUGCACUACUCGGCGCUGCCCGGCUCCCGGCCCGCCGGCCACAACCUGGUCUUCGGCUCCACGGGGGUACGCGGGGGGGUCCACUCCGAGAACAUCUUCCCCUACGACAUGCACCUCCCGCACGAGCGGGGCCCCAUGUACGAGGAGCUCAACGCCUUCUUCCACAACUGACCCCCAACCCCCCCCCGGUGAUAGCGGGGAACCAACCCACCCCCCCCCCGGAAUGAUUUUGGGGGGGGGGGGGGGGGGGGGGGGGGUAGGAGGCAACGGCGGCGGCCCCCGCGGAGCGGCCCCCGGGGCUCCUCCGUGGGCUUUGGUGCAAUACGGGGACCGGGACCCCGCGCCCCGCGGGGACAAAGUGCUUUUUUGGGAGGAUUUCCCCUUUUCCUUCUAUUCUUGCUCUUAUCUACCCGUUAGUUACAUGAUCAGUGUUAUUUAUUGAGUCAAACUACCACUAGCCAGUCAGUUCAGUAAUUAUUGAGUUAGUGAGCGACUUCUUUAUUCAGGUAAAUCCUUUUUGAUUUCAAGAAUUCAGUUAAAUUACUAUUUAUUACGUUGAAUUCUUACUUACUAAGUUAAUGAAUUAACAAGUUAAAUUAUUAUUUCUUAAGUUAAAUUAUUAUUUCUUAACUCGAAGAAUUCUUUCUUUGCUUAAAUGGCUAUUUAUUUGGUCAUAUUAUGAUUUACUUAAUUUAUUAUUUACGUAGUUAAACGAUUACAUUUAUUAUUAUUAUUGCUAUUAUUAUUACUAUUAUUAUUACUAUUAUUAUUAUUAUUAAUUUCCCGGAGGGGAGGCCCCCAGCGCUGCCCCGGCCUCCCCCGUUCACCCUCCGGAGCCCCCCCGGGCUCCCCCCUUCGGCCCUUUGGCUCGAGCCGCGUCGUUUCCUUCUGAAUUCGUUUUCAUUUCAUUUGAGCUCGAUCUUUUUCCUCCCUUUUCCCCUUCAUUUUGGGCCGUUCUCCCCCCCCUCCUCCACUGCCGCCAC
Pezoporus occidentalis (night parrot) is the source of this 2132-nucleotide messenger RNA. It is a transcript of the gene NEUROD2, whose product is annotated as neuronal differentiation 2. Gene Ontology annotation, molecular function: protein dimerization activity; E-box binding; DNA-binding transcription factor activity, RNA polymerase II-specific. The record is from RefSeq and is a predicted model, not a curated record. Gene Ontology annotation, biological process: axon development; positive regulation of transcription by RNA polymerase II; sensory organ development. The transcript is spliced from 2 exons. The coding region runs from base 256 to 1320 and encodes 354 amino acids. Gene Ontology annotation, cellular component: nucleus. Lineage: Eukaryota; Metazoa; Chordata; Aves; Psittaciformes; Psittacidae.